AUGUCUGGGGCUGUUGUCUCCUUUUCUAUAGACUUCUGGUAAAAUCAAGCUUGAAUCCAUUUGAGAAGUAAUAAAAAACAUUGGGGGUUUUUUCUUUCUUUCUUUCUUUCAGAAAACACCCACAUUUUCUACAAUUAUUUAGUGACAAAUAAUGAACAAGAGACUUUUUAAUGGUAGCAUAUGUGUCUGUGUGUGGGGGGGGGGAGAGAGAGAGAGAGAGAGAGAGAGAAUUUGUAUGUAUGUGUGCAUAUAUAUCUAUAUCUGUAUCUAUAUCCAUACCUAUAUCUAUCUAUCCAGUUGUACCUUAGAAGUCGAACGGAAUCUGUUCCGGGAGUCUGUUCGACUUCCAAAACGUUCGGAAACUAAAGCGCAGCUUCUGAUUGGCUGCAGGAAGCUCCUGUAGCCAAUUGGAAGCCACUGAAGACCUGUCAGACGUUCGACUCCCAAAAAUAGUUCGCAAACCAGAACAGUCACUUCUGGGUUUGCGGCAUUCGGGAACCAAAACAUUCAACUUGCAAGGCGUUCGGGAUCCAAGGUACGACUGUAUACCUACGCAGUAAUUUUAGUUUUUAAUCUUAAUCUUUAGAAUUCAGAUGGAUUAGCAUCUAAACAAAUAGGUAAGCAAUAAAUAUAUAAAUUGCAUUAAUUUAAUAUAAUUUUUCACUGUAGCCUUUGUGAAAGGGAUGUUGGAUAACAUGAAUUUUAAAUGAGGAUGGAGAAAGAUCACCUUUCAUUAAUGCUUAUUAAAGGGCUUUACUUUCCAGUAUCACUGAAGUGCUUUAUUCUGUGGCAUCCUUACAUAUCACCACUUAAUAUGACCCACCCAUCUUAUCAUUGUCCUACAAAGCUUAUUAUUGUGCAUUUGAAUGUUUACAUUUAGCUGUGGUUACUGGAUUUUGACAGCAGAUGGAGCAAAUAGCCUGCCAUUUUUAUGCAUAUAUUUUGGAGAGUGUUUCUGUCUGCUCAUUUCAGUCUCUUGCAAUAUUGUAAUUCAUUUUAAUGUCACGACACCGUCUCGUAGCUCUGUGUGGGGAUGAGAAUCAACAUACUAAAGAAACCCAUUGCUACUGAAGCAGCAUUUGGCAUUUCCCACCUCUGUAAACAAUUUCCUAUCAUAUAAGGUAUAACGACUGUAGUAAUAAAUGUGGGAAUAGUCGUAAUUGUAAUAGCAGUGAUGGUUGUAUUUUCAACAGCAGUAGUAAAAUGCCACACAGAAACUGAUAGUAAGUAAAUAGUCAAGCUCAGUGUGGUAGCCAUACCAGAGUCAAAAGCUUCAAAGGACAAGGAGGAUCCUUGGGUCAACUGAUUCCUCUUGACUUGGCGGUUACUUUUCUACUCUUUGUAGCCAUUUGUAAUCUUUAACAGCAAGCCAGUGUGUUGGAAAAAUGGAGUCACUCUGGUCAAGAGAAAUGAGCUAAGGCAGAAAUAUCUCUGAACAUUUUGUUCCUGACAACAACAGGAAACUCUUUCAACCACAAAGUAACUGGUGGAGCUUGUUGUCAAGCCAAGGUGUCAAAAGCUGAAGCUUGAAAACUGAAGUGUCAGCAGAAAGAAAUUAGAUUAUGGUCACUACAGACCAUACAGCAAAGGAAUCAGAAAGGGCUAAGCAGUGACAGAGAAAUGCAGUUAUCGGAGCCAACUCCUAGGGGCUGAGCUCCCUUUGCCCGCCCGCUCCCAAUAAAUUAUUUGAGGGGCCAAGACAGACAGAUGCCAACAAUGUGAUGAAAUUUCACUUAUUAUCUCACUUAUUUAUUUACAAUGUUUAUUUUAUCUAACAUAUUUAUGUACCAACUUUCAACCAAUGGUUACAGAAACAACACAAGUGGGUUCCAUGUUUUUAUCAUCACUGUUGUAAAAACAGUUUUUCUUCCCUGGAUAAAAUACAGUGCAUAUUUGGAUACCACCAGCACAUCUGUUCCACAUAGUGCAAAUUGAAUGUAGAAUACACACACCAAAAAAAUGCCAGUGAUUGUGCAUUUUCAUAUUCAGCUUUGGAGCAUGUGCACGAUGAACAGGGCAUUUUGUCCAUUGCCCAGUCAAUUUUGCAUCAGUCCCCCAUGUGACUUUGGACGACAUGCAGACUGAAGGAGACAAUGUCAGUAGGAUAAUUACAGUGGUACCUCUGGUUACGAACUAAAUUAGUUCCGGAGGUCUGUUCUUAACCUGAAACUGUCCUUAACCUGAGGUACCACUUUAGCUAAUGGGGGCCUCCUGCUGCCGCCGUGCUGCCACCAAGCGAUUUCUGUUCUCAUCCUGAGGUAAAGUUCUUAACCCGAGGUACUACUUCCGAGUAAGCGGAGUCUGUAACCCAAAGUGUUUGUAACCUGAGGUGUUUGUAAUUUGAGGUACCACUAUAUAUACUUUGGUCAGUCUCUGUAUUCAGUUUCUGGACAAGCUUAUUGGCCAGGCGGCAUACAAAACUGACAUUAGGAUCAUGUGUGCUAGGCAAUGUAUGAACAAUUUCCUAACAUCUGCUGGUGACUAUCCAUAUCUGGCCACAAAUGAAACUCUUGGUGCAGUGAAUGUGUGCACAUUCUCUAUUCAACUCACAUCACCUCAAACAUAUUCACUUUAUUGCCACAACAGAUGACUUUAGAAAUCAAAACCCAAAAAACAAAUGGGUUGCCUGAUUUUGUAUUACAUGGUUUCUAUUCAUAAAGAUUCUCUAUUAAGCACCUGAUUUCUCUCUCUGUUUUCUAGAGAUAAUUCCAGCUUCUUGCAGUUCCUUAAAAUAUUUUUUUAAGAAAUAAAAAACCCAUGGCAUCAAAUUAGGAGCUUCAUAACCAUUUUCUUCUCCUUUUCUUAAGCAAUGCUGAUUCUUUGUUGCCAGUGAGAGCUGCGUUCAAAAGCAAGAUGCCUCACACCAGCAGCUGAACUCGCUGCAGGAAUAUAGAGAUGUUGCCAUACCAAAAACUCAUUACCUGCCGGCAGACACUAUUAAACCUCAGGAGGAGAAAGGUAACAACAUUGUUGUAGCCAAUUUAAAAAUAAUAACAGUGCUACCUAGAGUGGCUUUUUAAAAAAACAACAACAACAUCUACAAAAAAUGUAGUGAUUUUACGUACUAUAUAUUAGCACAGAAUUUCACCAUAGGUUGAUGGUAAAAAAGCAACCCUAUAUAUUAUUCAUUUGAAAACAGCAAGAAAUAAAAUAUAAGUCCUCCUUUUAAACUACACAAACACUAGACUACACACACAGCCCAAAGUCUCCUCUAGCCAGAAACACACUGAGUGUGGCUCUCUAGGUACUUUACAACAUUUACAGAUCUCUUGCCUCUAAAAUAUUAUCAACCUUAAUCCUAUGAAAAUUAGAAACAUUUUAAUGCUUUUUUAUAUAAAAAAAUAGAAAUAAUAGAAAUACCUGUUUCCUCCAGCCUUCACCAGCACCUAGAAAUAAAUACUGUGGAGAGCAAAUAGGAUUUUACCAUAUACAAACCUAAUUCCUCCUUGAUGCUUGGCAUACUGUUACACACGUUGUAUAUGCCAACUUGGUACUUUCCAGAUGUUCUUGGAUGAUAUCUCCCAUCAGUCCCAUCCACUACAACAUGGUGAGAGUUGCAGUACAAAAUAUCUGAAACAGACCAGGUUGGGACAGGCUGAGUUAUACAUUUGUGGGCCCAAACAAGGCACGAAGAACAAACACAAGUUAAGUGAUGGAUGAGAAAUGGCUGCAACUUUGUUUGGCUACAAAGAAGUAAGUUUGGCUUGACAUGGCAUGGGCAUGGAUCCAUUCAUCAGGCUGCACGUCUGAUGGUCACUAUUCUCCUGCCAGACUGUUUCCCAGGUCCUCCGAUGGCUGGAAAUGACCUGAUCUGUUUUGGGGUCCAUGGUGGCAUGUGCUGAUUCUGGUGGUCCUCAUUUUGUCAGGAAAUUAUGGCUUGUCAGCCUCCAAGCUAGAUUUUGGACAGUAAUGACCCCCUUUCAAGAUCCAUUAAGGGGAUAAUCUCUGGAUGAAGCAGGGAGCCCUUCCCCUGCUUAUCCCAUCCCAGUACAUUUCCGAGCGCAAUUCAAAGUGUUGGUGCUGACCUUUAAAGCCAUAAACAGCCUCGGCCCAGUAUACCUGAAGGAGCAUCUCCACCCCCAUCGUUCAGCCUGGACACUGAGGUCCAGCUCCAAGGGCCUUCUGGCAGUUCCCUCACUGCAAGAAGUGAGGUUAUAGGGAACCAGGCAGAGGGCCUUCUUGGUAGUGGCGCCUGCCCUGUGGAAUGCCCUCCCAUCAGAUCUCAAGGGAAUAAACAGCUAUGUGACUUUUAGAGGACAUCUGAAGGCAGCACUGUUUAGGGAAGUUUUUAAUGUUUGAUGUUUUAUCGCAUUUUUUAACAUUCUUUUGGGAUCCAACCAGAGUGGCUGGGAAAGCCCAGUCAGAUGGGUGGGGUAUUAUUAUUAUUACUAUCCCAAUACAUUUCCCACCAGAAUAAGUUGUGACAAAACUAAAUGUACCUUGUAAACAUCCCCUGCUACGAGGAAGAUGGAAACCCCACAGAACCAAUGCCAGGCUGCCUACAGAUAAAAUGCCUCCCCAGUCAGCAACUGACUGAGAUCCACAGUAAUAUUGUGUAUCAAAUCCCCUGAGGCAAGAACAACUUUCAACCUUCAACUAACAACAGAUGAGAGUAGGUGGGGAAGAUGGAAGUCACAAAGAAACUGAAGUGAGGCGACCUGGCUGGUUCUCCUUUUAUGCUCUAGGAGUGAACCACAGCUGGGGGUUUCGUCUAUGUGGUCUGCCUCUUGACCCCACUGCCGGGGAGCCCAGGAAGCCUUUCUGUUUUCUCCAGUGGUUCAAAUCCGCUCCAAAAGUCUUUGUGUGGUAAGCCAGAAGGUAUAGCUGGCGUCACUGUGGCCAAAUGGGAAAGUGGCUUGGCUCCCCUCUUCCAAUCUGUAUGGGACCACAGAGAGGCAUCUCCAGUUAUUUAGGGAUAAAAGGAUUUGCAGUGUAAGCUCCUCCUUUUGAAAGGAAUAUACCUUGGGAAUUGGGUCUCUGUUAUGUUUGGGCAUCUGUGUGAAGAACCCGCCCGCCAUACAGUGGUACCUCGGGUUAAGUACUUAAUUCCUUCCGGAGGUCCGUACUUAACCUGAAACUGUACUUAACCUGAAGCACCACUUUAGCUAAUGGGGCCUCCUGCUGCUGCCGCGCCGCCGGAGCAUGAUUUCUGUUCUCAUCCUGAAGCAAAGUUCUUAACCUGAAGCACUAUUUCGUGGUUAGCGGAGUCUGUAACCUAAAGCGCAUGUAACCUGAAGCGUAUGUAUCCCGAGGUACCACUGUAUUAUGUUGUGUGUGUUGUGGAGAGGAACAUGCCCUUACCAUAUGAAGCGGAAUACCUCCUUGAUAAAUAUCAACUGGCAAACUCACAUGCGUACUGCAGUAAAUUAUGUCUUGGUAAAUUUUCAUUUGUACAAACCCAACGUAUAAUCUGACUAUGUGGCGAAAUAUCUUUUAGCAAACAUCAAGUGCAGAUGUGAGGUAAAAUGUGUCUCUCUUUAACCCUUUAGUGGCUGUAUAAAUAUGGCUUUGGAAUAAAAUAAGCCCAAGAAAGCCGUACAAAUAAAAUAUCAGGUGGACAAUAUUAGGCAUUUGCAAGUAAAAAUGUCAUCAAAUAAUAAAUGUAAUGUUUACAUGUUACUAACAAGAUAUCAGACCGACAUAAAAUACAUCAGAUUUCAGGUUAGUGAGUUUGGGCAUGAUCUCUUCAAUUGAAGCAAGACUACCGGAAGAAGUAUUGAUAUAAAUUUUAUUACCUAUGUAGUACACACAUUUUUGAAACAAAAGGCCGUAUAACUUGGAAAGUUGCUUUUGUGUGGUUUCAUGAUAUCACAGAGAUAUAAAUGAGUAUCAGAAAUUGAGAGAGAGUACGCAAAUAUUUAUUUCAGCUUUGUUUUCUGAUAUGUCCUCCGAAUAAAGGUCAGUCAAGUUUAUUUAUAAUACCCGAAGUGUCUGACUAUGCUACUUUGCCUGACACAUUAAGUUCAGGAUUUUAUAAAAUAAAAUAAAAUAAAAGAUACUAAUAAUAAUCAUUUAUUAUCUUGUGCAGCAGCAUUCGAGGAGGGUGAGGAAGAUAAAACUGACGUCUUAGGAAAUCUGAAGAAGCAGCUCGGGAGAAACAUGAAGUAA
Podarcis lilfordi (Lilford's wall lizard) is the source of this 6108-nucleotide messenger RNA. The record is from the annotation of a GenBank genome assembly. NCBI's taxonomy places the organism in Eukaryota, Metazoa, Chordata, Lepidosauria, Squamata, Lacertidae.